UAUCAAACCUCUUUUAGGGUUUUAUCUCCAGCGUCCCUGAAUUCACCACUUGCCAUAUCGAACUCACAGACCAUGAUGACUCAUGAGAUUCCGCCACCGACAGAUCAACUAACCGCCUUCUCCUUGAGCAACGAUGAAGAAGCCUCCUCUUCGACGACCUUGUCUCGACCCGACAGCGGAGCAGAACUUACCGACCAGAAGAUCCAAAGCCACAGAUGGGUCAGAACCGGAACAACAGAGCAAGGAAAAGAAACUUUCUCUAUCACUGUGGUGAACGGUGGAUCCUCCUCCUCUGCGAAUCUUCAAGUUAUGUUUGAUGACUCUUCUGUUCCAAAUCUCUCAGAGCUGGCUGCUGUUACCAUCGACGACGUCGAUGGAUGUCUGAAGAUUCCCCUACACGGUAAAGGCACCAAGUACAAGAUUCAGCUUAGCGUUGAGAAGGUGACUGAUGACGAAGAGACUCCGCCGCCAUCAGAUCAACUCGCUGCCGUAUCUUCACGUCACGUGCCUGUUAAAUCCAUCUUGUGUCGACCCGACGGGGGAGCAGGGCUAGCCGGGCAGAAAGUCCGGAUCUUCGGGUGGGUUAGAACCGGAAGGUUACAAGGAAAAGGUACUUUCGCUUUCCUCGAGGUGAACGACGGAUCAUGCCCAGCGUUUCUCCAGGUUAUAGUGGACGCUUCUUUAAGUACAGAUCUCUCCAAGUUGAUUGCUAAAGGAACUUGUGUAGUCGUUGAUGGAUGUUUGAAGCUUCCUCCGCAAGGCACAAAGCAGAAGAUUGAGCUUAAGGUCGAGGAGGUGGUUGCUGUGGGAACGGUGGAUCAGGCUACGUACCCGUUUCCUAAGAACAAGCCCUCCCUAGAGCAUUUGAGAAAGUAUCUUCACCUUCGCGCCAGAACCAACUCGAUAGCUUCAGUUGCAAGAAUCAGAAGCGCGCUUGCUUUUGCGACACACUCUUUCUUUCAGUCACAGAGUUUCCUUUACGUUAACACACCAAUCAUCACCACAAGUGACUGCGAAGGAGCUGGUGAGAUGUUCCAAGUGACGACACUGAUCAGUUCAACCGAGAAGCUUGAGAGGGAUCUUCUCCAGAACCCUCCACCUACCGAGGCUGACGUUGAAGCUGCUAGGCUCGUUGUUAAAGAGAGAGGUGAAGCUGUAGCGACCCUGAAAGCUGCUAAAGCUGCAAGCGAGCAAGAGAUCACUGCGUCUCUUGCUGAACUCGCUAAUGCAAAGCUGAGUUUAGCUAGGACUGUAGAGAGGUCAAGGCUCAAGCCUGGCUUACCUAAAAAAGAUGGGGGAGUCGAUUAUUCUCAAGACUUUUUCGGUCGUCAAGCUUUCUUGUCUGUUUCUGGUCAGUUACAGCUUGAGAGCUACGCUUGUGCUCUUGGCAGCGUGUACACCUUUGGCCCUACUUUUAGAGCGGAGAACUCUCAUACCUCGAGGCAUCUUGCUGAGUUCUGGAUGGUUGAGCCUGAGUUAGCUUUAGCAGACCUAGAGGAGGAUAUGGACUGUGCAGAAGAAUAUGUGAGAUACAUGUGCAAGUGGCUGCUUGAUAACUGCUACGAUGACUUGGAAGUUAUGGCCAAGAACGUUGACGAGGGAUGCAUUGAGAGGCUAAAGCUGGUUGCAUCAACUCCGUUUGUGCGUGUAACGUACACUGAUGCAAUAGAGUUGCUUAAGAAAGCUGUGGCUCAAAGACAGAAAUUUGAGAACUAUGUGGAGUGGGGAAUAGACUUGGCGUCUGAGCAUGAAAGAUACUUGACAGAGGUUGUGUUUCAAAAGCCUGUUAUUGUCUAUAACUACCCGAAAGGAAUCAAAGCUUUCUAUAUGAGAGUUAAUGAUGAUGGAAAGACAGUCGCUGCUAUGGAUGUCCUCGUUCCAAAGGUUGGAGAGCUCAUUGGUGGGAGCCAAAGAGAAGAACGGUAUGGCGUCCUUAUGAGCAGGCUCGAGGAGAUGGGUCUACCAGUGGAGCCAUACGAGUGGUACCUGGACUUGAGACGUCAUGGAACAGUGAAGCAUUCAGGAUUCGGACUUGGGUUCGAGCGUAUGGUUCUGUUUGCUACAGGAAUGGACAACAUCAGAGACGUUAUUCCUUUCCCUCGCUAUCCCGGAAGAGCUGAUCUUUGAUUCCACUGAACAUAUAUUUCAAACUCAAUUCUGUAUCAUAAAAUGAUCGUCCCUUUGUUUUAGUU
Raphanus sativus (radish) is the source of this 2192-nucleotide messenger RNA. Its product is annotated as asparagine--tRNA ligase, cytoplasmic 1-like. Gene Ontology annotation, biological process: asparaginyl-tRNA aminoacylation. Bases 73 to 2127 code for a protein of 684 amino acids. Lineage: Eukaryota; Viridiplantae; Streptophyta; Magnoliopsida; Brassicales; Brassicaceae. The record is from RefSeq and is a predicted model, not a curated record. Gene Ontology annotation, molecular function: ATP binding; nucleic acid binding; asparagine-tRNA ligase activity. The transcript has 5 exons. Gene Ontology annotation, cellular component: mitochondrion.